Messenger RNA from Lachancea nothofagi CBS 11611, 1458 nucleotides. The record is from the annotation of a GenBank genome assembly. NCBI's taxonomy places the organism in Eukaryota, Fungi, Ascomycota, Saccharomycetes, Saccharomycetales, Saccharomycetaceae.
AAAAAUAAGAAGGAAAAGGCAAUUGAGCGGCUCAAAUUAUAUAUCUGCUUUGCGUCAUCGGCACUCUCGCUUUUUCUGGUGGCUCUGAAUAUUUUGAUUAUGGGAAUCAUUAUAAAGACCGUUGCAGCUCAAUUCAAUGGCUACAGCAUAUAUGGGGUGGCUUCUUUCCGGAUAAAAUCUGCCCAACGCUUUUCUGAGUCUUUUGUGGGGCCAGUUCGCCACGGUUUUUGGAUUCAAGUCGUCCAUGCUUCUGUCAAUCGCCAUUUUCGAAUUGUGGUCCUUGAUCGCCGCUCUGGCUACCUUUAUCAAUAUGCUCAUAGGAGGGAGAGUCAUCUCUGGUGUCGACGGAAGUGGCAUUCAAACGCUGUGUUUCGUGAUCGCAUCCACGUCGGUGACUGACCGUACCAGAGGCACUGUGGUCUCAGUUUGGGCGCCGCUUUAGCUGUUGGUUCGGUCGUGGGGACAUUCAUGAGCGGUCUUUUUGCAACCUAUGUUACGUGGAGAUGGCGUUCUACAUAAAUUUGCUCAUUGGAGGCCUUGCGUUUAUCGUCUUUGUUUUGCUAUAUAACCCACAUGGUCCGAAUAUCUUUGCCAGCUUCAUGGGAAUUCUCAGGAAGGUGAAAAGUGCCUCCUAUUCCCAAGUUUUGACGGCUAGUUACUAUAUAAGAUUUUACCUUUGCGAUCAUGUUUCAGUUCGAUGUUGUUGGAUUUGCACUUUCAUCAGCUGGGUUUACGCUGGUGCUUUUGGGAUUCACUUUUGGUGAGAACAAAAACAGCUCGAGUUCUGGAUGCAUUAUUACCUAUUACGUGGUUGGAAUUGUUUUGCUCAUUGCAGGUCUCAUUUAUGACUUUGUAACCUCGCGUGUGCUAAUACCCAAUAUUGCUAAAUCUGCGCCUGUUUUCGUUAUAACUCCCAACUUGUCUACAUUGUUGAGUAAUUCCAACUAGUUUGGGGGGAUUCAGCCUGGCAAGCUGGCGUACAUCUGAUAAUGCCUGUAAUGCCUGUCAUCGCCACCUUGAUAACAUCACCCUUUUGUGGAAUCACAGCGAGGAAAACUGCCUGUGUGAAGAUGUUGCUAGCAAUCGUAGGAGUAGCCGUCAGCGCGAGUCCUGGGAUGGUAAGUCCUCUCAGCGUUAGUACAAACAAUUCUGCGAAAAUUUUACUUUAAUGCUACCAUUUAUAUCGUUUUGGAUGCAUCAUGCAAGGUACUUUGCUGAGCUCGUAACUUCAGAUUCCCAAGCACACUCCAGCGGGCACACUUCAAUUUUAUUGCUGUGAUUAACUUCGAUACGUUCGCCAAAACGCUUGGGACGGCAUUUGUGGAGAUCGUAUCCAAUACCGUCUUUACAGUUUCGGCACACAACCAACUUUCCAAAAUCAAACCUGCGCUGCCCCACAGCAGUAAUGUUGAUGAAAGUAUCAGCUGGUGGGCUAAGAACUACGGUGAACGCGACUGA